CAAUAUAUGGAGGGAAAACAACAUUUGACUGCAAAACAUUAAACACAACAUUCGGGGAUGGAGUGAGAGGAACCAGUGAAUCUUUUGGGGUGAAUCGAAUAAGUUGAAAAUGGGCAUCACUGGAUUGUUGCCGUUUUUGGCUAAAGCCACCGAGGACACCAAUAUAUCUAGAUUUAGAGGUGGAACUGUGGCUGUUGACUCUUAUUGCUGGCUCCACAAAGGGGCCAAUGCUUGUGCUGAACAGCUUGUAAGAGGAGACGACACUGAUAUAUAUGUCAAUUAUUGUUUAAAGUAUGUGAAUAUGUUGGUGAAGAAUAACAUACACGUUAUUAUGGUAUUUGAUGGACACAACUUGCCAGCAAAAUCAGAAACUGAGGCUAAAAGAAGGCAACAAAGACGAACUGCCAAGCAAAGAACUGCCGAAUUGUUAAGAUUAGGCAAAGUAGAAGAGGCAAGAAAUAUUAUGAAGCAAGCCAUCGACAUAACUCCCAAAAUGGCCCACAAACUCAUACAAAAGUGUCGUGAAAUAAAAAAUGUGGAUUGCAUUGUAGCACCAUACGAAUCUGAUGCACAGUUAGCUUUUUUUAGUAUUAAUAACAUUGCAGACUGCAUCAUAACUGAAGACUCUGACCUCAUAUUGUUUGGUUGUAAGAAAGUGAUGUACAAAAUGGAUAUGAUUGGUAAUGGACAGCUAGUCCACUCUGAAAAAAUUAAUGAAGCAAUGAAACUAAGACCUGAUUUAUAUACAUUUGACAAGUUUCGUUAUAUGUGUAUUUUGUCAGGCUGUGAUUAUCUUAACUCACUUAGUGGCAUAGGACUUAAGAAAGCUUUAAAAUUUCUGGCCCUUACGGCAGAAACUGAUCCUUUAAAAUUUUUAGAUAAGGUGCCCAGAUAUUUAAAUAUGAGGCAUUUAGACGUGACUGAAGAAUACAAAGAACAAUUUAUGAUAGCAUAUGCAACAUUUAAACAUCAGACUGUAUUUGAUCCAUUUAAAAGGCAGUUGGUGUCACUCACAGAUCCAGCAGAAUGUGGUACAGAUCCUAAAUUUUGCAAAAAUGCAGGUGCCAAAUAUGACAAUGACAAGGCUUUAAAAAUAGCACUAGGUAAUUUACAUCCAUCAAAAGAUGAAGAAUUUGGAAACUGGUAUCCACCAGAAAGUCUCCUACCCUCAAGAAGUAUUUGGGCCAAAGUCCCACUUUCAAAAGUAGAGGCAAAACCAAAAGAUUUGGUUCAGUUUGGGACACCCAAAACUUAUAAACAAUCUGCGCCUGCUUUUGUAAAGAAAAAGGAAAAUACUAGUCCAGUUCUCGAAUUAGACGAUGAAUUAUCAAUUUACAAACAAAAAUCUCUCAUUAUUGUUCCUAAAAAAGAGGAUUCUGACGACGAAAAAACUCCUGAGGAAGAUACCCCCGAAAAAAGAAAAUCUUUGUCUCCCGUCAUUGGCAAGAAUCCAUUUUUGAAAAAGAAACUAAGCAAAUUUAAUACGACCCCAACUCCACCAGGAAAUGUCAUAACCAAAAGUAGAUAUUUUAACAAAGUGGACAACGACGAAAAUAAACCAUUCUCAGAAUCUCAAUCCUCCAUCGAAUCUACCAAAGACGAACCUCGCGAACCCGACUCUCAAAGUAGUCUUACUUCAAAAGUUUUAAAUUUGGACAUAGAAGAAACUCCUUCGAAGAAAAGAUCCAUUCACAACAUCUCAGAUAUAACAAACACAGAAUCUGAGACACCCACCAUUGACUUGACAGACUCCAAAGAUAUUGUAAAGUCACAGAAUCCUGAUACAAAAAGGAUUAAGUUGGGUCCGUGUAGAACAGUAGGACUAAAAAAGAAACCUCCUCCACCAGGCCAAAAGACACUCCAACAAUUCUUCACAAGUAUGCAACCAAAGAAGAAUUGAUAUUUAUUGUGAUAUUGUUGUUUUCAAAAUAUUGUUUGUUUUAUUACUGUUGUGAACAAAACGACAAAUGAUUUAAGUUAUGUUCGUAUCAUUCCUUUAUAUUAUAUAUUUAAUGAAUAAAAAUUUUGAUAAAACA
Molecule: messenger RNA, 2036 nt
Organism: Aethina tumida (small hive beetle)
Lineage: Eukaryota; Metazoa; Arthropoda; Insecta; Coleoptera; Nitidulidae
Product: exonuclease 1
Exons: 4
Coding region: 110-1900 (596 amino acids)
Biological process (GO): mismatch repair; DNA recombination
Cellular component (GO): nucleus
Molecular function (GO): DNA binding; 5'-3' DNA exonuclease activity; 5'-flap endonuclease activity
Source: RefSeq, a predicted model, not a curated record